Molecule: messenger RNA, 4389 nt
Organism: Scomber scombrus (Atlantic mackerel)
Lineage: Eukaryota; Metazoa; Chordata; Actinopteri; Scombriformes; Scombridae
Gene: pprc1
Product: PPARG related coactivator 1
Exons: 14
Coding region: 1-4086 (1361 amino acids)
Biological process (GO): positive regulation of transcription by RNA polymerase II
Cellular component (GO): nucleus
Molecular function (GO): RNA binding; transcription factor binding
Source: RefSeq, a predicted model, not a curated record
AUGGCGGUGCGGUGGGGAGCAGCAGGCGAAGACACUUUAACUGCCUGCACUAUGGAUUUCUUCCCCAUGGAUACACUAGACGAGACUGAUGGGCUGAGCUCUGAGGAGGCCCUGGAUGCCCUUCAAAGCUGCUUAGACCCCUCCAUCCUUUCUAUAUUUGAGGACACCCCAACAACAGAGACUAAAGGACUAGAUGACGAGAGUGAAGCCACGCUGCUAACGGCACUGACCGAGAUACUUGACAAUGUGGAUGAUGAGACCCUGUCCCCAUUUGACACACUGCCCGACUCAGACCUGUUGUCAGGUCAGAAGGGCAGGGAACACUCUCCGCUCAGGAGAUUGCUGUGUCUGUCCCGUUCCCCUCCAGAGAAAGACACAUUAUGUAGUGCAAGAUCUUUAUCAACUGGAAAGAGCCUCCCCAGAAUACAGGCAGACUCUCUCCAAAGAAGUGACGGUGAAGAAGAGGAUGAUGGCUCUCUAUCUCUGAGCCCAGUGAGCCAGGAUUCAUCUCCUGAUAAUGACCUGCUUGGCUGGGAAGGUCUGACCCUCCCGCUUCCUGUCACCUUUGAGCAGGAAGGUGAAGAUGGUAUUGCACUGAGCCUGGGGGACUUGGUCAGGCAUAUGCACCCGUACUGUAUGGCCAUUUGUGUGGAGAAUGAUGACGGGGAACAGAUGCUGCCCGAAGGAGGCAUCUUGCUCGAGGUUGUAGACCAGGGGGAAAAUGGUGAGCCCAUACUGGCCAUCCCAGACAUGGAUCUCCCUGUUGCUCUGCCUCUUAAAGAGCAGUCUCCAAAAAAUGAGCAAAAAGUUUACGUUGACGCAGAAGAAGUGGUCUCUGACAGUUCUGAGCAUAUAGUCGUGGAUGAUGAUGAUGAUGACAAAGAUGAAACGGUUAGUGAGGUUCUAGUUAAAACUAAAGCCCAAACAACAUCAGACUCAUGUUUAGAUGUGAAAUAUGAAAUGAUCAUUAAGAGACAGAAGGAAGAGAUUAAUGCGAAAAGCCCCUCCCGGAGAAAAAAGAAAAAGAAAUGCAAGAAAGAGUAUCAACCUGAACCUGAACCUGAACCUGUGGAAGGAAGGGUCCUUAGAAGUGCCUCAGUAAAAAAGACAGCAGAAGAAUUGUCCAAAAAGCCUGGAAGAUUAAACAAAAAAGGGAAGAAGGUUCCAGGUGCUUCACAUCCAGCUUCUUCCUCUUCAAAACCUAAGAAACUAAAUUCAUGCCAAACUGAAACACAACCUGAAAUCACCACUACAACAGUAUUGUCUGAAAUUAGUGUGAAAGUUGCCACAUGUGUGUCACCUAGACAGGUAACAAUUCCGUUAAGUGCUAGCCCUGAGAGGAGCCAACGUAGCUGUUCACCCACAGCAUUGAGUUCCCAGCAGUCUGAUGAAAUGCCCGAACAGAUGGCCACAGCCCCUGACAAGCUGAAAGACUCAUCAGAAGCUCCCUCUGCUGGCCUGCCUGCCAACCAGGCAGCGCCAGUGUCUCCAGGCUGCCCUGCCGCUGCUCCCAGCACCCUGACAUCCCAGGUGACACCACCUAUUAGUGAGCCACUCACUCCUGUGGCCCUUGCAGUCCCAGAGCCAAAGCCCAAGUCCCUCAGCCUAGCGGAAUACCGGCGACUCAGACAGCAGAAGAAACCCGCUCCAGUGGAAAAACAAGACGACAACAGCACCAAGUGGCCCAGCCUUCCAGAGCUCCCCAAAGAGCUCCCCCCUAUUCCCUGCCUGCCUGACCCCAGCCCCAAGGAUGCUCGACGCCCCAACCCCCAGGCUGUUAAAGUGGGAGUGGAGGAGAUCAGACCUGCCUGGCAGCCAAGGGGACCAUGUGCACCACCCACCCCUGAGGCACUGUUGGUGCCACCAGCCUACAUGGUUGCCUCUUCUAGCAAAGUUUCUGCUGCUACUGCUGUUCGCAAACCUCAGCAAACACCAGAAGCCCAAACGGUUUCGACUCCUAAACCUACUGUAUCCCAGAGUCCUUCAACUGGAGUGCCUAGUUCAAUAAAAAAUGUACCAUCUCAACAUCCUGCCAAGGCUCAGCCUGCAGUGACUUGUGUGCCUCAGAGUUCUGGAUCUCAGUCUUCUUUAAAAUCACCCACUCAGCUCAUGCCAUCAGCAGGUGGGAAGUGUCCUCCUACACUUUCAGCAGACAAGGGUGAAGUCAUUGAAAGGCUCCAAUCUCAGCCUGAAUCGCCUAAGUCUGUAGAGCUCAGUAAAACCUGUUCUAAAAUCACUACAGAAACAAUCAAACCGGCUGUGCCUGCUCCCAGUUCCCCCCAGUCCACUGUGUCCCAGAAGGUGGCAGAGGCCACUGCUCCUACUGCAUUAAAUAGGCCCAGCACAUCCUCCAAACCUACAACCACCGAUACCCAGCCCUGUUCUUCCCCAGCUGCACAUCCCAAGUACUCCCAGAGUGGAAAAGUGAAAUCCAUUGUGCUUGAAGCAAAAGUGAAAGCCACUACAUCAGUAGAUCCUCCAAAGGCAAAGAGCCCCACACAGGAGCUGAUUGAGGCCUUCACCAGUGAGAUAGGUAUUGAAGCUGCUGAUCUGACCAGCCUGCUAGAACAGUUUGAAGAAACCCAAGCCAAAGAGGAACAAUGUGUGCCGGAGGUCUCUGGUAGAGCAGCAGCUGUAGGAAACUCUAGUGUUGAGGUGGCUCCAGAGAAAACGGUAGUGGACCGUGUGAGAGCUAAUGAUCUCUCAAGUACUGCAGCUCUGACUCCUCCAGCCACCCCGCCCCACCAGAUGUGGAAACCUUUAGCCCCUGUGGCCCUGCUGGGAAAGAGCAAAGCUGCUGAGGCCACUAAGCCGAGCCCCUCCAAGGUUAUUCAGAUAGAAGCCCGGCCUCUGCCCUCAGUCAGGUCCCGCAGCAAACCCACUCCUGCUGCCGCCACUGUAGCCCCCGAGCUUGCAUGCAUGGACCAUGACUAUUGCCUCCCUAACAUUGGUGCUGCCAGUGGAGAGCAAGGCAAGCGCUGGAAUGUCAAACAGCAAUCUUUCAUCACUAUUAAACCUAUUAAGCAAGCUAAUGCAACCACUACAAAGACAUCCCCAGCCGCCCCAGAAUCCCCUCCCCAGUCUACCAUAAAUGGUGCGGUCACAACCAGAGCACAAGAAUUUCCACUGACUGAGCCCCUGGCUUACAGGAUUGAUGGGAUGGAGAGCAGCUCUGUGCUGGAAACACCUGAUGCUUCUCCUGCCCGGCAGGAAAACGAUGCCACUGAUAAAGAAGGCGUCCUGAGGCAAGGGUCUUUUGGCAGGUCCUACCGUCGGCAAACUGCUUCUCGCACACCCAGCCCCAUUGAGAGGACUGGAGGCCGGUCUAGAAAAAGACGAUCCCGUCGUUCUCCCAGUGCUGUAUCAAGCGGUUCAGAGUCAGACUCCCAUUCCUCUAGAUCUCGGUCUAAUUCCCGCUCUCCAUCUAAGAAAAGGUAUCGUCCUCGUCACUCCGAGAGCAGUUCCAGCUCCUCAUCCCGCUCCUCUUCUCGGUCCUCUCCCUCAGUGUCUCGCUCCCCUCCCAGAAGAAGAAGGUACUCGUAUUCUUCCUCUCGUUCUGGCUCAUGGAGUCGCUCCAGAUCACGGUCUAAAUCCCCUCACAGACGAGAUCAGUGGAAUAGAAACAGGAGGCUUCAAAGUCCCUCUUACGGGUCUGGCUGUGGUCAAAGGGAAAAUGCUGAAGAGGUGAAGAGACGCAAGGAGAAAGCCAUUGAGGAAAGGCGGGUUGUUUACGUUGGUCGAAUUCGGGGCACAAUGACCCAAAGGGAACUCAAAGACCGCUUUUCCUUAUUUGGCCAUAUUGAGGACUGCACUCUGCACUUUAGAGAUCAGGGGGACAACUACGGGUUUGUGACUUAUUACAACACCAAUGAUGCUUUCACGGCCAUUGAGAAUGGAAGCAAGCUGCGCAAGCCUGAUGAGCUACCAUUUGAUCUCUGUUUCGGUGGAAGGAGACAGUUCUGCCAGACCAGCUAUGCUGACCUGGACUGCAGUAGAGAGUAUGAACCUAGGCCUGCAAAAGCCAAGUUUAAUGCACUAGACUUCGACACUUUACUGAAGCAGGCCCAGCAGAAUCAGAUGAGGUAACAGGAGGCCUGCCGCAGGAAGCAGCUGACACUUACCUCAGAGCCAGUGGAUGGCUCCUCGACCUGCAACACUUGUCUUUACUUUUAGUUGUUGAAUUUUUUUUAUUAUUUUGUUUCUGAAAGCUAACACCUUCUAUUGAAGUGAAGAUUUGUAAUGAAAGUAGUAAAAGAAGUUUAAAAAAAUGGAAUAAGUAAAAUAAUUUUUUUAAAGGUUUAUUUAAAUGUAAAAUCAAAUUUGAAUUGUAUGGAGGGAGAGAGAGAGAGCGAGAGAGAGAGAGAUAAUCAUUUUUAAAAAGUGGGGAAA